AUGGGAAUGGAAAAAACAGUUUUAGGUUUAGACGAUUUCUCAAAUUGGAAGAAUCAUAUGAAGCUAUAUAGUCCUUGUAAGAAAACAAUUCGCUUUUGUCGAUCCUGUCAAGAGGUCAUACUCCUUGAAAGAUAUUUGAUGCCAUUAAAAGUGUUGUAA
This is a messenger RNA of Funneliformis mosseae, 159 nucleotides long. The record is from the annotation of a GenBank genome assembly. Lineage: Eukaryota; Fungi; Glomeromycota; Glomeromycetes; Glomerales; Glomeraceae.